This is a messenger RNA of Porites evermanni, 2271 nucleotides long. Lineage: Eukaryota; Metazoa; Cnidaria; Anthozoa; Scleractinia; Poritidae. The record is from the annotation of a GenBank genome assembly.
AUGACGACUGAGUCUUUAAGCACGAGUUCCAUCCAACUGAGUACCACCAGCAGUGCUCCAUCUUUCAGAUGGCAGUCAGUAUAUAUGGCUUAUGGGGUUAUCAUGUUUUUCGUUUUGAUCAUCGGUUUUUUCGGCAACGUGUUCACCAUUCUUGUCCUUCGACAACGCGAGCACCGCAUGAAGAGUAUCACGCCACUUAUGGUGAAUUUAGCCCUCGCAGAUCUGUUCAUUAUCGUGUUUGGCUACCCAGCGAUCAUCGUAAGCAACCUAAAUGGUGAUUUGUUAUUCCCCGAGAGCCCAUUGUGUGUUUGGUCUGGUUUUGCUAACGGUUUCUCGGGUAUGACCUGCAUCGCCACCUUAACGGUUAUGAGUGGAAUGGUGUACCAAACUGUCAAACGCAACUUCCCACCAGCACACAAUGUUGUCCCAAAGAGACAGGUCACUCUUCUCAUUGCCUCCACUUGGUUUUAUGGAUUCAUUGUCAUGCUCCCGCCUUUGGUUGGAUGGAACCGGUUUGUACCUGGUCAAGCCGGUUUUAGUUGCGCACCCGAGUGGACAGCACCAAACGUCGCCAGUAAAGUAUACAUCUCGGUGUUGAUAGUCGUAGGCUUCCUUACCCCGCUGGUGGUUAUUGCUGUGUAUUAUACCUUGACUUUCAGGUAGGUAUGAAACCCGGGUUCUGUACUUCCAUAAAUUUUGGAUAGGUGUGUUCCGCCCGGCGCUUAAAACCCUGUCCCUAUUUAAGGAUAAGAUGAAAGAAAGUUGAUACCCGAAAAUUACCCCCUAUUCAAGGGAAACCAAAAACCAAUAAUUCAAAGGCGACACAAAUCGCUUUCCUAACGCGCCAAGGGACAGAUUAGUUUUAACAGAUAGUUUGUUUGAAUUUCACUUGAAUUUCAGCUGAAACAAUUUAGGUGCCCUUUCUAAGGACCACACCGGGAACACGGAGGCAACAAGGGAAAAAAUGAUACCGUAAUUAUGGAUCGAGACCCUCAAAAACCAUACCCUACUAACCGUCACAUACCUUUCUAGCCAUUAUAAGUGAUUAUCCCUCGGGGAAAAAAAAUAGCAGGGAGCUUAAGCUAAGGAGUUUUUGUCAACUGGAAGUGGACUUUUUACGUUCUUGGGCAGUGGUUUUGGCAAAUCUUCGGGCAAAUGGUCUCCAUGAGAGUUCGCACCUCGUGUAUUUCAUUCAGUCUCAGUCAGAACUCUCACAGAACGAGAAAAACAAACGCAGGCGAUAAGGGAUGCGCAGCAGCUUGCGCAGAAUGUUUUUCCGCCCUGAAAGACCAACAUUGACGUCACGUAGUCUCCACUCUAUCACGCGACCAAAAAAUCUUUACCCAAAUCUCACUGAGGAUGUUUCUUUUUAGUGUUUGGUGAAGGUAAAGCGACAAAAAAAAAAUGUCAAUUUUUUGGUUCAUUUGACCUUUAAGUCACUAGAAGGUUCAGAACUAAGGGUCUCUCGUCAGCGUGUUGGUCGUCCAGGAAUCGAACCCAGAUUAAAUGAAUCACCCGGUCGAAUUUGGGCACCCAACCAAAAGCUCUACCCACUCCCACUACUAGAUGUUAUAUUGCUUUGUUUUCUUUUGUUGGAUACUUUUUGGGGGCUUUCCGUGUGACACAGAAUUUUGCUUAAAUGGCUUAAUUUUAAUAGUAAGGCUCUUAAGAGAAAUGGAUUUCUCCUUCCUCUACACCGUGUAUACAACCUGACUUCAUUAUGUCUUUUAGGCAAGAGAUGAUAAGAGUAAGGAGAGUAAAUCCCCAUGUUAGCCCCUUUCCAAAGAUUAUCCCUCGUAAGCUAUUUUUAGUCACUACCAUUACAUAUCUUUUGAACCAUAACCCUAACCAAUAAUCAUGAACAGAGUAAAAAUAGUCUAGUUUUCUAAAUAUUGUGUUUUUAGUUUUUCGAUUCUUGAAGUUUUGGAGUGAAAAAUUUUGGUUUUAUUAUUAUAACAAGGGUAAUUUAAAACUAAAAGAAAACAAUAAAAAAGGGGAUAUUGGACGUUUCAAAUUUGGGAUUUCCCGCCUUGCGGUUACUAAAAAUAAGUUGAGUGGUCGAUCAUUUUCUCCCUUACCCUUAAUCCUCUCUUGGUUUCUCCUCUUCCGGCGAAUUAAACCUGACAUAUUUUUGUUCUUUCUUUUUUAAUCCCUAACAGAACACUCAAACGCAGACCAAUGACCGGAAAUGCUUUCCUUCAAGCUCAACGCCGGAAAUACCAGAACAAAUCCAUUCUGAUGACAGCGGUCACGAUCGGUGCCUUCCUGCUA